Messenger RNA from Bemisia tabaci, 5771 nucleotides. The record is from RefSeq and is a predicted model, not a curated record. NCBI's taxonomy places the organism in Eukaryota, Metazoa, Arthropoda, Insecta, Hemiptera, Aleyrodidae.
CAAAGGAUGCAGUGGAGUGCAGUGAUAGUGAAAGUUCAAUUUCUGUCAAUUAAUUUGUAAUACUAGCAUAACAAGACAACAGAAAUUUGAAUAAAGAAACAACUUCCUUUACUCUUCUGCUUUUUGGUGUGUGUUCAUUUGAGUGCAUCGUUUUAUUCUCUUUGUGUGAUGUUCAAAUCAUUUCAGUGACCAUGAUUCAAGAUAGCUCCAGCAGUGAAUUUUAUCACCAGGAUUUUACCACUGCAUCUGAAUGGGAAAUAUUCAUUGCUCGCUUAGAAGAAAUAUUUUUUGAAUGGAAGCUCUCCGAGGUCAAAAUCAGUGGCAUUCCGCUCACAAGAAAUCAACUGUUCGAAGGUCCUUGGGAGCAGCAGAGCGACACAAUAAAAUUUUCAGAUGUCGAGUAUACAGUCACCCGUCACUUCCUGAAAUUAGAUAGCACCGACUCUGAAGACCCUCAAUUUACAGGGACAGAUUCAGGUGUGAUCAAGCUGCAAGCUCUUGAAGACAUGAUGUCUCCAGAGAACGACUUCUUACCAGUAGUUUAUGAAGAGAAUGUUAUGAGGCCGCACCCACUCGUCAGAUGGUAUGGUCUACGAGACUUCAUCACCAUUGUUCCUCCGUCCAAUCAGCCAGUAUGCAAUGAAGGCCGCAUAAAAAUGCUGCUCAGUUCUUUCUGCAUUGCUCUUAAUAAUAGUGAAUGCAAAAUUCCUUUGUUCAUUCAAGCAAAUGAACCGUGGCAGAACUUCUACUUGGGGAUUUGCGAGGGAAAAGGAAUUCGAGCAGAGUAUGAAACGGCGCAUUUAAGGCAUAUUCCACAAGGCUGUAAACAUCUAACAGGAAUUUUGCACGUUUUCAAGUCGAAGAUCGGCAGUCCAAUUCCCUUAAACUCAACGAUAAUAUCUGCUAGAUUCUCGUACUCUUUGCACAAUUGGACGAGUUUUGUCUGGCAAAUAGAACCUCCAGAUUUUGAUUCAAGUUAUAACGAUGCACAACUAUUGAGUCAAUUACCUUUUGGUACCACUUUCGACCCUGUCAGUAAGUUGAUGUUGUACGUCUCAUGGCCUGAACUGUUUGAAACUUCUGUGGUAGACAGUGAAAGUUACACCGACUUGGAGCCUCUACAAGCAAAAGAUUGGUCCGUCAGCGUUAAAUAUUAUGAGAACCCUUCUUGCUUACUGUCUGAUGCCUUGACUGAAUUUUUAGGAGUUUGCUCUGGAACUAGAACUGUUCAGGAAUUGAUUGGUGAUAUUAUUCAGAGGAAUCAAGCCCAAGCCCUAGAUCCUAGCAUACCCUUAUCUGUGUUAUCGGAGUCAAAAGUGCCCACUUUUUCAAAAAUACUAAAACAAGCUGCCAGCACUAUAGAUUAUGCAAGGAGUAAAGAAGGGCCAAUCUCAGAAGAAUUGCUCAUUCGAAUUUUGUACUACCUCUUUCCAGACGCAGAGAAUGAGCAGAAACAUCCCUACCCGGAAAGUUUUCCUACCAUCUGCGGGAAAGAAGACACUUCGGAAUCUAGUACCGAGGCAACGUGGCUGAAUGGUUUUAAGUCAGCACCAAGUGAUAGUUUAGUCUGGCGAUUAGCCACAGUUAUGUGCCAUGCAGCCCAUUCGCUUGGAGGCGCGAAAGCUGUUGCGCAUUUAUGGUAUGAGUUUACCCAAGAACUGAGAUUCCGGUGGGAGCGGUGCAUCUUCAUACCAGGGGUGGCUUUUUCGUUUCCUGAUAUGAAAACAUGUCUCCUAAAUCAGAAGUUACAGAUGUUGAACUGCUGUAUGCGGCGGCGCGAGGCCCGCGAGAAGAGUGUGAGCCAACCUCAAGAACUUAAAGAGGAAUUUGAGGAUUCGGUGGAGACGCAAGAAGAGGAAGAAGAAGAGGAGUUUUUCGAGUGCGACACAGGAUCGGACAUCGGUGAAUCCGGGACGCGGCGGUCACUGCGGCGCAAGGUCUCGGUGAGCCCAGCUCAACCAGCGGGACGCCUCUCCCGUCACGGGGAACUCAAGCUCAUCGCCACCGGGGACCCCCUCUACGUCCCCGUCACACAGGAGCCGAUCCCGAAAUCGGAGGACCAGUUGGAGGAGGACGCGGCGCUGCUGACGGCGCUGGGAACGGACAAGAUGGGCGCCGAGCUGCGAGCCCGGAUCAUGAGUGCGUCGCUGCUCUCGGAUAUGGAGGCGUUUAAGGCAGCCAACCCUGGUGCAGUGAUUGAAGAUUUCAUACGUUGGUAUUCUCCGAGAGAUUGGAUAGAGAGCGAUGAAAUUGACGAGUUUGGCCAAAAGAAAGGUCAACUAAGCGCACGGAUGCAACUGCCCGGCAACACUUGGCUGGAAGUGUGGCAAACAGCAAAAGCAAUUCCCGCAAGAAGACAGAAGCAACUCUUCGAUGAUGCGAGAGAGGCUGAGAAAGUGCUGCACUUUCUGGAUUCGCACAUCCUGGACUCUCGACCCCUCGCAAAUUUUGCUCAACUUCUACUACCAACCCUCUCUCACGUUGCCUUGUCGCAACUUCUGGCACACUCCAAAAAAAGUCAUAUCGAAGAGCUCAAUACCAGUUUGCGUAGUGUCUCAAAAAAAGCAGUUGCUCUGUCUAGAAGUGGAAAUAUUGAUUUGAAAAGAUAUCAGGACCUAAUCAACCAAAUGGCAAAUGUUGAAACUGUCAUAUCACAAUCUCUCUCUCUACAAUUCAAAUUUUGUCCCAAUGUGUUCCAAUCGUGCAACGAAGAGGACCCUCCAGGAGAUGAAGUAAAGAAAUGCCUAUCCAGUUUGCUUUUCAAACCGGAAACUGUCAUUCCCAGUGGCUCAAGAGGGGAAAUCGGAUCUAGAAUUGUCACAAUGUUCACCGAAGCACAUAAGGUGGCAGAAAUGAUAUCAGAUCCGGAGCCAGUUGCUGGUGAGCCUUGGGAUUCAAUGAGUUCAUCCAUGUGGGCUAACGCAGAGCAUGAGAAGGAAUUUAUUCUUCGCUCAACAGCUUUUCGCCCUGCAUCGUGUUCUGCACUAACUCCUCAGAGGCUCACUGUUCGCGUCAGCAAAGAGCAGUUUGCCAUGGCUGGGUGCUGGACUCAAGAUACUACUUUUCAGUGAAUUAGCCCAUCACAAACUUUAGGCUUUAAUCUGCACCGGCCUUGUUUUAACUGUGAUGUUUAAUUAUAUUAGGUUUAUUUAUUCCUAAAUUUUGUCAAUUUUAUUGAUGCUGCCCAUUUCUUGUGCUCAAGAAAACACAAGUCACAGUGCUAUCCUGAGUUUUAUCAUCAAUCAUUUCAUAUGAAUCAGAGUUUACUAUUUUUAAGGAAGUAAUUGUAUUCCUCUUUUCACAAUGGUUCAUCAGUUUAAGUGUCAAGUUAUUUGCCCUAUUUUUUUUUGAAACAGGGUAUCCACAACUCAACUCCCUGAAAGUUUUUCACAUGCCAGGGUGCAUAUUUGUGUAAAAAAAAAUUUAUCUACACAGGCCAUCUGUGGCUGGUAGCUUCUUUUAUUGCAAAUACAUUCAGCAAGAAAACUUGAAAGUUUAGACACCGUUAGAUUUUUGGCCAAUAUGCACCAGAAUUCCGAAUCAAAACUGAAUAUAGAGAGAAAAAAUUCACACGCGCAUUUCCCUCAGAGAGAUAAGUGCCUAGCAGUAUAUCUUUUUGUUGGAAAUUUUGCUUCCAUGAAUGUUUUCCCUCCAUAAUGUAAUUUAAAUUGAAUUCUAGCACACAUCAGCCAAAAAAUCAAUGGUGUCUAAAUGACAAGAGCUCACAAGCCUGCUCAUGGUAAUUUUAAAGUUGGCUGUAAGGCAUUCAAUUGAGUAAAAUAAUCAUGGAAAUAUUAUUUAAAUGAAAAAAAUUAACCAUAGGCUUUUACCAGUCUUAGUGCAUCAAUUUUUUGUUUUGUUCCUGCCUCAAAGUUUUUCAGUAUUUUUAGAGGAAGUUAGUCAAAAUUUUGGGAAUUUCAGUCGUAAAUUUCUGGUACCUUAGUUUCCUUUAAAAGGAUUUGCAUACCUGAAGAAAUGAAACGUAAUUCCUGCGUUUGUCUUCCUGAGAUCUGAUUCCGAAGCUCAGUUUAUAUCAUUAUCAGGGGUAGUGUAACUACCCUUUAAAAGUUUAAGCUUAUCCACAAAAAAAUUAUCCAUCUGCAUUUUAACCGUGGAGAAAAAACUUUCUCAGCAGUUUUUAACCUUUACUAUUUAUGUAAAAGCAUGGUUUUUUUUUCAAAUUAUGGUUUGAAAUUUACUUUAAAUCAUAAAAUAUUCUCUUCGGUUGCUUUAAUUUUGGGCAAAGUCAUUUCUUGUCUUUACCAGAGUAGGAAUGGCAAGAGGCAGUGUUGACACCAUUUUCAAAAAUUCAAAAUAGUUUUCCUCAUCAUUUUUUUUAUGUAUCUUGAAACCAACUUUUCUUCAGAGCUGCUUUCUACCAUACAAAAUAUUGCUACUGCAACAUCCCCUUAAUUUUUAUAAAAUCAUCGGCUCAUUCGAUUUCAAAUAAUAGAACAUUAUAUUAAUCAUCAAGGCAACGUCUUGUAAAAUUUUUCAAAAACUACAGUGGAUCUUUAGUGGAGUCUUUUGUCUGUCUUAUUUUUAGGAAUUAUUGUUAAGUUUUAUUUAUUUACAUAGUUUUCAUAGUUGCAAUGUGAUAUUAGGAUGAAAGUAUAUGAACAAAAAAAUCUAUCAUCAGUGCUAUGUAUACCUGAGUUCAAAAUUAUCAAACUUUCAGCUUAGUUUAGUCGUAUGGUUCAUAUUUCCCCCAAAUUCUUAGUCCAGAAUGUGAGCUUGUUUACUUUCUUGCAUUUAAUAGUUUGUAUUUCAAAUAAUUUACUCUGUAACAGUGACCGGAUUUGUAAAGAGAGAACUUAUAUUUCAGGAGAAAAUUUUCCUCAAAUUUUUUUAAAAACAUAGACCACCUUUUUUUUAACAACCUAUGAAUUUUUGUCUUCGAACUACAAGGACUCGUAUCUCCCUCAAUUCGUGAGCUUUUAAGGUCAAACUUAUACCCAAGUUUUCUGACUAUCUUCCUCCAUACUUUUGCAAAAAGUCAAGAAAAAGGUUCUACCGGAAGAUAAGGUCAGUUAAAUUUUGACCAACAUUAUAUCUUAUUCAGCUUAUCUGGGUGGCUUAUUUUAAUUUCAAAUAAGGUUUCACACAUCAGGUCACAAAUAUUUUUUAAAAUAUUUUUAAAGUGUACAAGCGCACAAAUUUAAUCGAACAUUUCCUAAUCUCUGUUGAAUGCGUGACAAGAUUAAUAAAGUAGAUUUUCACGCACUCAGUCAUAUUUAACCUGAAACAACCAAGGUAGUUACAUUAGACUUUGCUUAAUUUCCUCUCAUGUUUUAUUUUUUCAAUAGAAAACAAACCGAUAUUUUAACUUAAACUUUUUUGAGAAUGCUCCUCAUAAUCCAGGAGAAAUAUACAGAAAGUUUCAAGGCGGUAUAUCGUUUGGUUCUCUGUUAAUAAAUGUGGACUUGAGAUGAAAUCAGGCUGCAAGAAAUGUUUUGAAAGAUUUAGAUUGAUUUAAGAUAGAAGAUUAGAUUGAAAUUUUUAGAUUGAUUCAGGUCAAAUAUUUCCCGUUGUUCCGGCAGCUCUAUGAAUAUUGUAUGUGAACUUAAGAGCUCUGAAAUAAUUUAAUCUUCCAGAAAUGCUACAUUCUGUUAUGUAUUUAUUUUAUACUUUUAUUUUCUUAAGUAUGUACCUAGGGAGUUCAGAUUUGUUAUUUAUUUAUGAUUUCGUUCAAUUUAUUGUGCAACUGCUAACAUAAAAAAAUGAAUUGCUAACAUUUAAAAUAAAAUGAAAGGAAGAAAAAACUGUUGAAA